CUCAAAUAGUCACGUUCUAAAGUAAUAGAUAAGACAAGUGGAAUUCCAUGUUCAUUCACAAAUAAAUCUUAUUUCAAGGUAGCAACAAUGAAGUUAGCUCUAGCAGUGUGUUGUGUGUGUAUUGUGUCUGUCUGUAAUGGACAAAAUUGGGGUGAUAUCUUGUCUAGCUGGGGAUGUCGUUCUAUACAGAAACAAGACUGUUUUACCUAUGGCGACCAUCCUGAAUGUGGAACAAACGGAGUAACUUAUAGAAAUCGAUGUGACUACUCUAAAGCGCACUGUAAUGACAAAAGCAUCCAUGUUGCCUCAAUUGGCGCAUGCUCAUCCACAACUGUUUCCCCUACCGGAAGUUCUGGUGGUGGGCAGGUUGGUUCCGGUCCAGUCAUCUCAGGCCCUGAUGCUGUAUUUGAUUUCUUUUGUGUACAACUUAGUCACAUCCCGUGCGAAAACGACCUUGAAACAAUUUGUGGUUCCGACGGAUCAACCUACGUCAAUUCAUGCGAGUUUGAGAAACAACGGUGUACACACAGAGAGCUGACCAUUGCUUCAUUUGAUAAAUGUUAACCACUGUCACAGUGACAUUAUAUUUAUUGUUCAGUAUUUUACAUUAAAAUAUCUAGUUUCAAAGAA
Mytilus trossulus (common blue mussel) is the source of this 630-nucleotide messenger RNA. Its product is annotated as agrin-like. The record is from RefSeq and is a predicted model, not a curated record. Bases 88 to 564 code for a protein of 158 amino acids. The transcript is spliced from 4 exons. Gene Ontology annotation, biological process: cell differentiation; multicellular organism development. Lineage: Eukaryota; Metazoa; Mollusca; Bivalvia; Mytilida; Mytilidae. Gene Ontology annotation, molecular function: protein binding.